GGAUGGCGCAGGUUCCAAGGAUGCUGCUGCGGGCCGCGGUGCUGGCGGUGCACGCCGGGCUCCUGGCUGCCCUCCAGCCCGGAGACCCCAACGUCUGCAGCUACUGGGAGAGCUUCACGGCGCUAGCGAAGGAGUCCUACACCAAACCCCACGUCGUGCCCUCCAGCGAGCCCUGCCCCGGGGGCCUGGGCCUCCCCCUGCCCUGCCCAAAGCAGAGGGUGGUGUACCGCACUGAGUACCGCCAGGCCGUCCGCACCAGCUACCGGCGGCGCUACCAGUGCUGCCAGGGCUACUACGAGAGCCGGGACUCCUGCGUCCCUCACUGCAGCCAGGAGUGCGUCCACGGCCGCUGCGUGGCUCCCGAGCUGUGCCAGUGCGAGCCGGGCUGGCGCGGCCCCAGCUGCUCCAGCGUGGGGCGGUACGGGCAGGACUGCCAGGAGAGCUGCGACUGUGCCAACGGAGGCCAGUGCUUCCACGUGCACGGGGGCUGCCUGUGCGAGGCCGGCUUCCAGGGCAGCCGCUGCGAGGAGCGGCACUGCCUGCCCGGCCUCUACGGGCUGCGCUGCGAGAGCCGCUGCCUCUGCCACCCGCAGCACAGCCAGAGCUGCCACCCGAUGCUCGGGGAGUGCCUUUGCCUCCCGGGCUGGGCCGGGCUCUACUGCAACGAGAGCUGCCCCCCCGGCUCCUUCGGGCCCGGCUGCCUGCAGAGCUGCCUCUGCCUCCACGGGGGGGUCUGUGAUGGCAGCACGGGGCACUGCCGCUGCCCCCCCGGCUACACGGACGAGCACUGCUCCUCCCUGUGUCCCCCCAACACCUUCGGGGUGAACUGCUCGGGGCGCUGCUCCUGCCAGCACGCCCUGGCCUGCUCCCCACUCGACGGCUCCUGCUUCUGCAAGGAAGGCUGGCACGGACCUGAGUGCUCAACGCCGUGUCCUGCUGGUUCUUGGGGUCUCAGCUGCAACCGGAGCUGCGACUGUGCCCACGGGGCGCCCUGCGACCCCCAGAGCGGGACCUGCCGCUGCCCCCCGGGCUGGCAGGGCCCUGGCUGCCUGCAGCCCUGCCCGAACGGGACGUUCGGGGCAGGCUGCGGGCAGCGCUGCGUGUGUGCCCACGCUGAUGGCUGUGACCCCGCGACGGGAGAGUGCCGCUGCCUGCCUGGCUGGACAGGGCGGCAGUGCAAGCAGGGCUGUCCCCAGGGCUCCUGGGGCCGCGGCUGCCACAUGUCCUGCUCCUGCCGCAACGGAGCCUCCUGCUCCCCCCGGGACGGGUCCUGCACCUGCACCCCGGGCUACCGCGGCCCCAGCUGCCAGCGCCCCUGUCCCCCCGGCCGCUACGGCAAACGCUGCUCCCUGAGCUGCUCCUGUGCCAACGGCUCCUCCUGCCACCCCACCAACGGCUCCUGCCUCUGCAGCCCGGGCUGGAGGGGUCCCCGCUGCUCCCAGCCCUGUGCCCCUGGGACCUUUGGGCUCCAGUGUGACCAGCUCUGCCACUGUCCCCACAAUGCCACCUGUGACCCCACCAACGGGACGUGUCCCUGCGCCCCAGGCACGGCUGGGCCCCGCUGUGAGGCUGGGCAUCCUGACCUGCCCUACACCAUCGAGCCAGCCCCUCCUGCAGCCUACAGCCCCCUGGGCAUGCUGCUGAGCCUGGUGGCCCUGGUGGCCUUGCUGGUGGCUGUGGUGGCCGCCAGCCUGUGCUACCACCGCUGGCAGAAGGGCAAGGAGCGGCGGCACCUGGCCGUGGCCUACAGGGCAGGACAGACGGACACCUCGGACUACAUGGUGCCAGAUGUGCCCCUGAGCCACCACGCCCACUACUACUCCAACCCCAGCUACCACACGCUGUCGCAGUGCCCGCUGCCAGCCCCCGGCCCCCAGGACAGAGGCAGCUCCCUCAAGGUGCCUGGCACCCAGCUCUUCCCCAGCGUGGAGAGGCCCUACAGCCCCGAAGGCAAUGCCACACUGCCUCCUGACUGGAAACACCUCGGGCCCAGGGGGAGGCAGCUGGACAGGAGCUACACCUACAGCCACGGCCUGAGGAAGGGCGACAGCAAAGAGCACCCCUGGGAGGGGCUGAGGGCCAGCGCCAGCUCCCUGGCCAGCGAGAACCCCUACGCCACCAUCAAGGAGCUGCCCCCUGCCGCUGCCAAGGCCCACGAGGGCAGCUACAUGGAGAUGAAAUCCCCUGUGCAGAGGGAGAUGUCCUACACCGAGAUCGGGCUCCUCGAGGAGCCACCACAGGAGGAGAGUUGUCCCGAAGGUCCCCCCACCAGAGACCCCCCCAGCCACUACGACUCCCCCAAGAACAGCCACAUCCCCAGCCACUACGACGUGCCACCUGCCCGCCACUACCCCCCGUCCCCACCGCUGCGCAGGAAGGACCGCUGAGGGAGCCGGGAGGAGCACGGAGGGACCCGCCACGAGGGGACAGAGGGUCCCUGCGGGGACCCGAGCACCCUGGGACUGCUGCUGUCCCUCAGCACGGGUGGUGAAUAAAGGGUGCUUGGUGUGGA
Lonchura striata (white-rumped munia) is the source of this 2512-nucleotide messenger RNA. NCBI's taxonomy places the organism in Eukaryota, Metazoa, Chordata, Aves, Passeriformes, Estrildidae. The record is from RefSeq and is a predicted model, not a curated record.